CUCCAGACGGAGAGCAGACGGCGUUCAGAGGAGUCGUGUGUCACUCCGUCGACUUUCUUCUCUUCCCUGUGCUGUGCGAGACUGCUGUGCACCGGUUGUGAGGUGGACGCCAGAUGACAGGACUUGUGUCUUAUGCUGAUCGUCUUCCACACUGGGAGACUGAGGACACAGGUCUUCACACUCUGAAGAAGCAGAAAGCAGGAAGGAUGAAGAGGAAGUGUCUGACUGUCAGACGCUCUGUGAAGCAGAUUGUUUCCCUUAAUAAUGCUCAAAUGUCGAUUUCAUCCCUGUAAUAGCUACCUCUUUAAUUCGUGGCUCUUACAUUUACAUCCCAGGUGAGAUCUUCAUUUGUCAUCAUCUCCGGUGAAUCAACAUGGUGUCCUUUGCCGUGCUUCUGCUUCUGCUGCCCCCUGUGGCCGCUUUUGGAAGUUCAGUCUGCAACUUAAAUUGCACCAGCCACAUCGAGGAGCAGGUGGGUCACAUGUCCGUGCUCAACUGCCUCGUCCAGACUGACAGUAUACAGAGAGUAAUUUGGAAGAAAGGCGUGGAUACAGUUGUGUCCUAUCAUGAUGGAGAUGAGAGAAUGAAGGACAAAGAAGGAUAUGUUUUCACCAAGCCACGCUGGAUCAGGGACGACUCAGCCUUCAACAUUUCCUUGACCAUCCAGAACACUGCCAUGGACCAUCGUGGUGAAUACACUGUCAUGGUAAUCACACACGUAUGCGAUGCCAAUGCCAAGGUCUACCUGGACGUUACAGGCUAUAAAAAGCUGCACGAGAAUCCAGAUGUUUCGGCUACUCCAGCCCCCCCGGAUAAAACCGUGCAAGUCGUUGCUCCACUGGUGGUGAUUGGAUCUCUCAUCGUUGGAUUGCUUCUGCUUCUGGUCUACAACAAGAGGCGGGCUGCAAUUCGCCACGAGCCAGUGGAGACUGAUGAAGCUCCUGAGCAGUUGGUCGCAGUGUAUCAUCUGGAGAUGCCUCAGGAACAACAUCAUCCCGAUCCUGAUCUGAAUCUUUGCUAAUCCUGGUUAAUCUGCGUGAUGGAACUACAAGAUCCUGUUGGUGAUCAUUCAACCAAGUCAUCUUCAUGAAUUUAUGAUGGAAAAGAGCAUUGUUUGAGUGCUUUAUGCUAAAUACUAUUGGAACUGCCAUGUACUGGUUACAUGCAGCACAGGAUAUUAUCCAGCUAAUGGUUUCACCAAUAUACUUUCCUAGUUUGUGACCUUGUAACUGCGGGAUCAGAAAGUGACACACUGAUUUACUAACAGCUAUGAUGCACAGAUAUUAUUCAUUUAAAACAUAUCGCUACAAGUUAUCACUGUGAAAACAGGAUUUGUUAUUCAAGAUUUUGUUCGCAACAGAAUAGAAUCUGCACAAAACAGUCGAUCAAAAUAUUUGGAAUCAGUGCUGCCAUCAUUUCUUACAGGAAAGUUAAGAGACAGCUGAACAUAGGACGUAAAACGGUUCUUCAUUGGAGCUCCACACAGCUUUGAACAGCACUGGUGGUCAACACUGCUCAGUCGAUGCAGAGCUAGAGCCAAGUCAAGCUGGUGCGGCACAAAUAUGCACUUUGAAUGAAAUCAUGCAGCGGGUAAAUCUUCUGGAGGGAAGGCUUUAGGCUGUGUGUGGGUGUGUGUUGGUGUGUGUGUGAGUGUGUGUCGGCCUUGUGAAAGAAAAGUUCCAGGAAGUAGAGUUCGAAAAUGUGACCGGUCAAACAUUGUCUCUCAAACAAACACAUGACUUAGAGAAACCAUUACAUCCCAUGAAUGAACUGGUGCAGAUUUAUCAAGCUCACACAAUGGUUUUCAUGAUUCAAGAAGCAGCUUCUGGAGCAACAGACAUCUGAGGAGCACAUUUCAUCCCUGAUAAUCUUUCACUUUGCGUUUGUUUCUCUUGGCUGCCUCAACUGUGACUAACCACACCUGACGUCACGUAAUGGAGAAGCGACCUGUCGUGACAGAUAACUGCUGAACGACUCAUCGAAGAUGAUUUCCUUCAUUUGCUUUGUAAACCAAACUUGAGUGUCUGCCAAAUAACUGCGGUGCUUCACGAUCAUUCCACACUCUUCACAGAUAUUCACAGACUAGUUUGGUCACUGUAAUUCAGCGCAUUGUUUUGUCUUGAUCCUUCUGCUAAUGUUGAAAGCUAAGUGUGCUAGCACGCUAACAGGGGAGCGCGCGGUGAAAUUGGUGCUGGAAGUGGCGGGAAAUACUGCAACAUCUGUAGCAUUAAGUACAGACAGAUGCUGAUCAGAGACAAGGAACAAACACGUUUAAUUGUACUUAUAAGCUUUGCAUCUGAAUGUGAACGUCUUCCGCCUCGACCAGCGAUUGUUGCUGACAGUGGCAAAUUAGUGAAACAGACUGUUGGGUGCUUUUGUGUUGGAGGGAAAGUCCACAGUUGUGAGACUGAGAGUUUCACUCUCCAGCCAGUAGAACCAGCUCAGGCAGAGGAGAAAGCUACUGAGCCAGUUUCAUCAUGUACCUUCACACUCGACCAGCCAGAGCCGAGUUGCUGUCUAUGAUUGUUUUUUCUACUUUGAUCUGUAUUUUUAUAUGUUGUGCAAUAAACGUGU
Synchiropus splendidus (mandarinfish) is the source of this 2574-nucleotide messenger RNA. RefSeq lists its product as uncharacterized. The record is from RefSeq and is a predicted model, not a curated record. The coding region runs from base 374 to 1021 and encodes 215 amino acids. NCBI's taxonomy places the organism in Eukaryota, Metazoa, Chordata, Actinopteri, Syngnathiformes, Callionymidae. The transcript has 6 exons.